GAGUACGUUGCACAGUCCCACCCUUCAAGAAUUACCGUACGGAAUGGACGAUGAAAACGUAGCUUUGGAGUACCGAAAACAUAAAGAGUUGCGCGAAGAGGACAUACAAAGUUUGAAGGAAUGGUACGCGAAGCAGGUCCAUCUGCCGCCCAUUUCAGAGAUGCACCUCAUCGUUUUCCUGCACAGCUGCUACUGGAGCAUCGAGAGUGCAAAGUCGACGCUAGAGCGAUUUUUCACGUACAGAAACGCGUGGCCCGAGUUUUUCGCCGGCACGGAUCCGCGAAGGCCGAAGAUGCUGUCGGAUAUGGAAGUGGUGCUGUACGCGUUUCUUCCCAAAAGGACUCCGGAGAACUACAGGGUGUUCUAUAUCAAAUUACUUGAUCAUGACCUCAGCAGGUACAUCCUCAAGGACCAGCUGAAGAUUAUGGAUAUGGUCCUCGUAGUUGACAUACUAAGGAGCGGCACCAGUGAUGGUUUGGUAAUCGUGUGCGAUUUUGAGGAUGCCACUGUAGGCCAUGUUUUGAAGACACACGUAACCGAAGUGAAGAAGUUCCUAACUUACCUACAGGAGGCACUACCAGUGCGCCUCAAAGGUCUCUACUAUACCAACUUGGGACCCAUAGCUGACCUUUUGAAGGGAUUAAUUAAACCUUUAAUCAACAAGAAACUUUUGGAAUGUUUGCACUUUACCGACUCGUUUGAGGGCGUACUUAAAUUCGUACCACAGGGGUGUUUUCCCAAAGAGUUUGGAGGAACCGCGCCUUCUAUUUACGAUCUUCACGUCGAAAUGCAAGAUUUGCUCUUAAGUAACGUGCAGUUCUUCAUCGAAUCGGAGAAGAUGAUCACGGAUGAAUCGAGUCGCGAUAGAAGACCAUCGUACAUGGAUCGGGAUUUGGGGAUUGGCGCGGUCGGAUCGUUUAAACGACUGGAAUUUGAUUAGUUUAUUUUGACGGUAUAUUAAAUGGUGACCUUUG
This is a messenger RNA of Photinus pyralis (common eastern firefly), 974 nucleotides long. RefSeq names its product alpha-tocopherol transfer protein-like. Lineage: Eukaryota; Metazoa; Arthropoda; Insecta; Coleoptera; Lampyridae. Gene Ontology annotation, cellular component: membrane. Gene Ontology annotation, molecular function: phosphatidylinositol bisphosphate binding. Bases 44 to 940 code for a protein of 298 amino acids. The transcript has 5 exons. The record is from RefSeq and is a predicted model, not a curated record.